UAUUAGAGAGAGAGAGUGUGUGUGUGUGUGUGUGAACACUGUUCUUGUUUGUGUGUUUUUGCGGGUUAUAAAAUCAUAUCGGUUCCAUGGUCAAAUCAAAAUCCGGGUUAGUCCACUUUGAACUACAUUGUGGAAAUCCCAAUUGGUUGUUGUUUUGCUCUUCUUUAAUUUCGGAAUACCUAUCAUUUGUCUGAUUUUUAUCAUCACACGCAGAAAGUCGUAUAUUCAAGUAAAUUGCAAUUUCCCCCUAAGUUGUUGGUGAAAUAAAAGUGUUAUUUCUUGCUGCCUGAUAUAAAUUUUAUUGAGUGAACCAUGGGUAAAGAAUUUGAAGAACUGAGGGAACAGAUCAAGGACAAAUCAGUGGAUCCAGCGAAGUACCUUCCUCAGAUAAUUGAAGAAAUUAAAAAAGAUGACAGUGAAAUCGUCAACGAAUGCAAGUAUGAACUCAGGGACGACGUGAUCGACCGAGUCAAGGCAGCGAAAAACAAGCAUGAGAAAUUGAUGAUUGAACUAUGCAUCGAAUACAUGAAGAAAAAGAAACAGAAAUACUACCAACUUGCCAAGAAUAUAUUUGAUGAGAAAAACGUUGUCAAGUGGAAGGGUCACGAGGAUGCUAUAGAGCAGAUGACUAAAAUUCUAGCAGAACCUAUAGAAUGGGAACCUACUGACAGGGAGAAGAAGGACGAAGAGAAGCAUGUUUCUUGGGCCAACUCAGGACGCGCCCUGAAGGAUGUUGUUGAGGAAAUGAUCAAAGCCUGCAGCCGUGACAAGAUCAUUAAGAAAGUGGCGCCAUCUUUCAUUCGACUGGUACAAUCAGCAAUCAUGAGUGGUUCAGAUAUGCACAUUGUGGUGGCUAUCGCCAUAGUGGAAACAAGCGAGAUGGCCUGGGAGGGCCAAGAAAAGUUGAUUCCAGACGUUCUAGAUGCCUUUGACAAGUGGCUUAGAGGAGAUGACAUCGACUUUGAAACAAACCGCGAUCACAGAGAUUUCGCAGGGUCUAUCACCGGUUGGGGCAUCCUUGAAAAUGCAGGGAAAGCGAGCGUCCCACAGCUGAACAGUCUCAUGGAAUAUUGCCUGGGUCAAGAGCUUGAAGGCGAGCAACAGCCUCUCUCGGUGCAUGGAAAUAUUCUUCGGAACAUCAUCACCAAUUUUAUCAUGAGGAACACCGACAAGGUCAAAGUCUUCAAAGACCUCUUGCCAUACGUGGUGAAGCUGCUCUCCUGUGACGUCAGUGAAUUAGAGAACAUGGCUGGGUACGCCUUAGGGUCUGUCUACCAGAAUGGGGAACUGUUGGCACCUUAUGGUGAUGGAAUAGCAGAUGCUUAUCUGGAUGAUAAAUGCGAAGGGACAACAGUUGGAAUGUCACUGAAAAGUAUAUUCCAGUACAAACCGGAAGUGGUCCUUACCAGAAUAGAUCGGAUUUUCGAGAAGAUGGAAGACAUGGGAAGCAGUGACAAGACCUAUCUCUACAUGCUGCUCGAUGACGUUGCCAAGAAAAACUCAGAAGUGUUAGUGCCUCAUAUUGACAUGAUGUUUGAAGACGUCUGUGACACCACUCUGGCAAGUAUGUCUUUCAUGACUCUUGCACAGUUAUCCCUUGAUCAUGCCAAACACUUCGUCAAGCACAUAGAUAGGUGUCUGAAAGCAUGGGAUCUGAUCCCAUAUACUGUAUCCUCUGCCUGCAAGACGAUUGCCAGCAUUGGCCGAGUUAAUAAGGAACUAGCAGAGAGAUGUUUGAAGAUCUUCUUUGAGAGAUUGGAGACAAUUGAUCCCAUGUGGAUCAGCGUCAUCUUAAUGGAGAUGAAAAGGAUAGGCCAGGCUUACAAAGAAUGUCUAGCCGUGUAUCGACCACAGAUUGAGAAACUCAAGACAUGUCAACAGAUGGGUGUGCCAGACAUGGUCCAGUCCAUGCUAGAUUUCCUUGAUGACAGAAGUCUUCAGGGCCUCAGUGAGGAAGUCGCAGAGCAACGAGAGGACAUCGACAACUUGGAUUCUCGAGUGACGAACAACGAAAACGAAAUUACGAGAAUCGACGAGACGGUGGCGCAACAGGGUGACGAGAUCCAGAACGUGAAGAACGAAGUUAACGAGCAGGGCGAGAGGCUUGAUGAGCUGAAAGAAGUUGUGGAUGAGACUGUUGAAAAGGUUGAAGAGAUUGACCACAAGACUAUAACUAAUGCCCCGAAAUGGUCACGUGACGUAUCAAAGCUGUUGAACCCAGAGCACGAACAUGACUGGAGAUUCUUGGCAGUUCGUCUUGGCUACUCGGGUGAAGAUAUCCGUAACUGGGCCCUAUCACCAGACCCUACCAUGGCUAUCCUGGCUGAAUGGUACACAACUCACAAGAGCAGCGAUGCUACCUACGCCAUACUCAGUGCCCUAGAAGACAUGGGCAGGACCGAUGCUGCAGAAAUCAUCACGCAGUCAUUAGAAGAAGCAGAACUGCUCGUGCCUCAGGCGCCACCGGAUGAGUCGGAGAAACCUCCGACAGUAUUCCUCAGCUAUCAAUGGGAUCAUCAGCCAGAGGUGAAAGCCAUCAGAAAGCAUCUUGAGAUGGCCGGGUUUCCCUGCUGGAUGGACAUAGGUCAGAUGGGUGGAGGAGAUCAGUUGUUCGCCAAGAUCAGCCAGGGGAUGCGGACAUCCAAGGUGGUACUGUGUAUGGUGACCGAGAAAUACUCUAACUCAGAGAAUUGCAAUAAAGAGGUGAACCUUGCCAACCUGUUGAACAAACCAAUCAUCCCUAUUCUUAUCGACCAGACUCAGUGGCCGCCCCAAGGUGCCAUGAGUAUGUUAUUUGCGCAGCUUUUAUACAUCCAGUUUUACAACAACAAGGAAUACGUGAGAGGAGAGAAAUUCUGGGAGGACGCCAAGUUCUCAGAACUUUUGGGACAGAUAUCUUAUCAUGCGAAUCCUGAUGAAAGCAUGAUAUCUGAUGAAUACCGUGACUGGAUUCCACAAGUUGAGGACAAACCGGUCACUGUUAAAAAGGUAUCUGAAGAGUCCAAGGGUGCACCUGCCCAGCAGAACCAACCUGUGGAAUCCACCGAAGCUCCGUCUGUAUUUAUCUCCUACCAAUGGGGCAAGCAGCCCGAGAUUAAAAGAUUGUUCUCGCGUCUCACGAGCUUGGGAUACCAUUGCUGGCUUGACAUCAAUCAAAUGGGUGGUGGAGAUCCACUCUACUCCAAGAUUGAUAAAGGAGUGAGAAAUGCCAAGGUUGUGGUUUCCUGUGUCACACCCAAAUACUCCCUCUCUGCCAACUGCAGACGGGAGGUCAGUCUCUCCGAUGCACUUCGUAAACCCAUCAUUCCUCUCCUGCUUGAAGAAAUGACAUGGCCACCUGAAGGACCAAUGAGCAUGACCUUUACUCAGCUCCUCUACAUUGACUUCACCAAGGAAACAACUCAGGCUUCCUUUGAUGAUGAAAAGUUCGACGAACUCAUCGAGAAGAUUAAGGAACAUGCCGAACCGACGCUUCAGCUAGUGGCUACAGAAGAACAGACUGAAACAGCGUCGACGGUUCAAGAACAAUCGUCAACACCUGCUGCGCUGGAAGAAGGGACUGUCGAGGAAAAUGAUGAGAGAAGUGCCACUCCCAAGGAAAUCCCAACAACGGAUGUAGUUCCUCCGCAGCAGAACAGUCCAGUUGAAACCAAGCCUGUUGAGGCUGUUGAGAGAAGUGCCACUCCUCAAGUUUCAGCAGCGGCAGAAGCGGUUGUUCCUCAGCAGAAAAGUCCUGCUGAAACACCGCCCACAGAACAACCGAUCCAAAGGCAGAACGAUAAGUCACCGGAAAAAACAUCUUCGCGCCCUUCAUCUGGAAAGAAAAAUAAGAAAUCCUCGACUUGUUUACUUCUUUGAUGUCGCUUUCUCAACCUCUGGGGCUGGUUUUGUGUCAACCCAAACAUGCCAAAUGUGUUUUAAUACUUGUAUUUUAUUACAACUGGUUUAGCUUUUUAAGCUAUCGCAAGAAACACGACAUUU
Lytechinus variegatus (green sea urchin) is the source of this 3981-nucleotide messenger RNA. RefSeq lists its product as uncharacterized. The transcript has 18 exons. Gene Ontology annotation, biological process: signal transduction. The record is from RefSeq and is a predicted model, not a curated record. Gene Ontology annotation, molecular function: protein binding. NCBI's taxonomy places the organism in Eukaryota, Metazoa, Echinodermata, Echinoidea, Temnopleuroida, Toxopneustidae. Bases 313 to 3858 code for a protein of 1181 amino acids.